Molecule: messenger RNA, 1196 nt
Organism: Penaeus vannamei (Pacific white shrimp)
Lineage: Eukaryota; Metazoa; Arthropoda; Malacostraca; Decapoda; Penaeidae
Source: RefSeq, a predicted model, not a curated record
CGUAACUGAAGAGCCACCGCCAGAGACCACUACCAUUAAUCCAUUUGAGUCUCGCUCAGUACCGAAAAAGCCUGAGUAUGAAGCUGAAACGGAACCGCCACCUCCAGAAAGCUUGUGCGUUCCCUUCCGAUACGGAGACGAAAUCGUGAACGGAUGCGUGGGCGAGCAAGGGAAGGAGGAGAUAAUUAAGACGGAGGGAGAAGGAGGAGAGAUAACCUGGUGGACAGUGAAAGGCAGAUGGUGCGCCUCAGAAGUAGACGAGAAUCUGAAUCCCGUAACCAUUAUACUGUGCGACGUGUGCGUUCCCUUCAGCCACAAAGGGAUGCUCAUGAGGGGCUGCGUGGGCGGCGAGUGGUGCGCCGCAGAGGUGGACGAGGAUAUGAAUGUCUUGAAGGCUAUGAGCUGUCCGGAAAUUUCUUUCGUAACAGAACCACUGCUAGAGACCACUAGUACAUUUGAGUAUGAAGCCUCAGCUGAAACGGAAGAGCCACCUUCAGAAAGCAGUGGGUGCGUUCCCUUCCGCUACGGAGAGGAAAUUGUGAGCGGAUGCGUUGGCGAAGAAGGGGUGGAGGAGACAAUCGAAAUGAAGGGAGAAGGAGGAGUGAUAAACAGGGAGACAGUGAGCGGAUGUAACAGAAUCACCGCUAGAGACCACUAGUACAUAUGAGUAUGAAGCCUCAGCUGAAACGGAAGAGCCACCUUCAGAAAGUAGUGGGUGCGUUCCCUUCCGCUACGGAGAGGAAAUCGUGAGCGGAUGCCUUGGCGAGGAAGGGAAGGUGGAGACAUUUGAGUUGGUGGGAGAGGGAGGAGCGAAGUUUAAGUUGACCCAGAGCCACAGAUGGUGCGUCUCCGAAGUGGACGAGAAUUUGAAUGCCAGGAAGAUUAUAAUGUGUCCGGAAAUGGCUCCUCCACCCGAAGAACCACCAGUGGGCGCUGCCACUACGGCCACAGCUCCAAGUGAACAGCCACCAGUAAACGCCACUGAAUGUGUUCCCUUCCGACACGAUGGUGAAAUUGUGAGCGGAUGCGUUGGUGAAGAAGGGGUGGAGGAGACAAUCGAAAUGGAGGGAGAAGGAGGAGUGAUAAACAGGGAGACAGUGAGUGGCAGAUGGUGCGCCUCAGCGGUAGACGAGAAUCUGAAUGCAAUAAUGAACUGUAUACCUUACCCUCAGCUCCAAGUGAACAGCCACCAGUGA